Messenger RNA from Prunus armeniaca (apricot), 192 nucleotides. NCBI's taxonomy places the organism in Eukaryota, Viridiplantae, Streptophyta, Magnoliopsida, Rosales, Rosaceae. The record is from the annotation of a GenBank genome assembly.
AUGAGGCAACAACAGAAGGCUAUUUCUGUCGUUGAAAAGAUCUUCACUUCUGCCACAGAAAUCCAGAUGAGUAUGGCUCCAGUUGAAAAUGAGGGGCUUCAACAAAAACAUGGAGGAAGGUGUUUACCCCGAAAAGGACUCGCUGGCCAUUCGCGUUGGGGUUUGGCCGUGGAGUUUGCUUGUUGCGAUUGA